CUUUGCGCACCAGUCAAAACUGUGGUUGUCACCAGUUAGCUCUGAAGCGACACAGAAGUCAACGUCUAGAGCCAUGGCGAGACCGAACAAGCGCAAACUGAGCUCCUCGCCUGCAGCCAAGCCUUCUGCGAAGCCGUCGAAGUACGCGAAGGAGGCAGCCAAGCAGGAGCAGCGCAGUGCCAAGAGCAGUAGCAACAAGGCGCAGCUCUUCGACUCAGAUGAAGAGGGGCAGGAUGACGAGGAAGAAGAGGACAGUGACGAGGAGGGACCCGAGGCUGACGAAGGAUUCUCCGAUGCCAACAAGAGCUGGUUGAAGCUCAAGAAGAGCAAGGGCAGCGAUGAUGAGGACGAUGAAGAAGCAGAAGAAGAGGAUGACGACGAGGAGGAGGAGCUCGAUAUUGAGCGUAAGGCUCGCCUCUUGGACGAGGAGGAGGCUCUACAGGCCCAGGAGGCCGAGGAAGAAAUGCGCCUCAACAUUGCUAAUAAUGAGCCGUACCACCUGCCGACGGAGGAGGAGCUAGCCGAGGAGGGCGAGGGUGACGAUGACAUGUCGGACCCUGCCGAGGUCUACCAGCGCAUUAAGGACGUGGUGGAGGUGCUGUCUCACUUCAGCGCGCGUCGCGAGCCUGGCCGCUCCCGCGUGGACUACAUGGAGUCUUUAGCUAAAGACCUGGCCGGAUACUUCGGCUACAACCGCGAGCUGAUCGACAUGUUCCUUAAAAUGUUCUCUCCUGCCGAGUGCGUCGAGUUCGUGGAGGCCAACGAGCAGCCGCGUCCUCUUGUUAUUCGUACCAACACUUUGAAGGCGCGUCGUCGUGAUCUGGCCCAGGCUUUGAUCCAGCGCGGUGUCAACCUGGAUCCUCUAGCGAAAUGGUCCAAGGUGGGUCUCAAGAUUUACGACUCGCCUGUGCCCAUUGGUGCUACGCCCGAGUACCUUGCCGGCCACUACAUGCUGCAGUCAGCUUCGUCGAUUUGUGCCGUGAUGGCUCUUGCCCCGCAGAUGAACGAGCGCGUGUUGGACAUGGCUUGCGCUCCCGGUGGUAAGACGACAUACAUUGCUCAGCUGAUGAAGAACACGGGCACGAUUAUUGCUAAUGACCUGAAGAAGCAGCGUCUCAAGGCUACAGUUGCUAAUCUGCACCGUCUUGGCGUCAAGAACACGUCGGUAUCAUGCUACGAUGGCCGCAAGGUGCCAAGUCUGUUCAAGGGUUUCGACCGCGUUCUUCUCGAUGCUCCAUGCACGGGUAUGGGUGUUAUUGCCCGUGACCCGUCCAUCAAGACACAGAAGGGUGAGAAGGAUGUACAGCGUCUUGCUCACUUGCAGAAGGAGCUGCUGCUGGCUGCUAUUGAUGCUGUGGAUGCCAAGUCCAAGACUGGCGGAUACAUCCUGUACUCGACGUGUUCCGUCAUGGUGGACGAGAACGAGUCGGUUGUCGACUACGCUCUGCGCAAGCGCUGCGUCAAGCUGGUUGACACGGGUCUGGACCACGGCAAACCGGGCUUCACCCGCUACCAGCAGCAGCGUUUCCACCCGUCCGUGCAGCUCACUCGUCGAUUCUAUCCUCACGUGCACAACAUGGAUGGAUUCUACGUUGCCAAGUUUAAGAAGUACGCCAACACAAUGCCUUCGGAAGAGAAGGAAGCCAAGAAGACCGCUGAGGAGCUCGAGGAGGAGGAGGAAGAGGCCAACAUGACCAAGAAGCAGCGUGUCAAGGCCAAAAAGGAGCGUAAGCAGGCAGCCGAGGACGUUGAAGCUGAGGUGACGCAGGAGGACCAGAGCGAUGUUGAAGAGGAAGACGAGGAGGCCAAAAGACCCGCGAAGAAACAGAAGCAGGCGCCAAAGAAAGGCAAGAAAAACGCUGGCAAAGGCAAGAAACCCAACCGGCCGCGCAAGAAUUAGACAGCACGACUUGGAGCUCCGGUCCAAAUUGUCCUUCAAGGGUAAUAGAUAACUUUUUUGUUCACUUU
This is a messenger RNA of Phytophthora nicotianae INRA-310, 1968 nucleotides long. RefSeq names its product ribosomal RNA small subunit methyltransferase B. The coding region runs from base 74 to 1900 and encodes 608 amino acids. The record is from RefSeq and is a predicted model, not a curated record. Lineage: Eukaryota; Oomycota; Peronosporomycetes; Peronosporales; Peronosporaceae. Gene Ontology annotation, biological process: rRNA base methylation; maturation of LSU-rRNA. Gene Ontology annotation, cellular component: nucleolus. The transcript has a single exon. Gene Ontology annotation, molecular function: rRNA (cytosine-C5-)-methyltransferase activity; RNA binding.